This is a messenger RNA of Ceratosolen solmsi marchali, 1899 nucleotides long. Its product is annotated as synaptic vesicle glycoprotein 2A. Bases 162 to 1775 code for a protein of 537 amino acids. Gene Ontology annotation, molecular function: transmembrane transporter activity. Gene Ontology annotation, cellular component: membrane. The transcript has 11 exons. NCBI's taxonomy places the organism in Eukaryota, Metazoa, Arthropoda, Insecta, Hymenoptera, Agaonidae. The record is from RefSeq and is a predicted model, not a curated record. Gene Ontology annotation, biological process: transmembrane transport.
GAUGUGUCGAUUCCACAUUUCAUCGAUUUUUUACGAGAACGGUCUUAUUACGAUUUCUUAGUUGUUCAAACAAUAGUAUCUGGUGGUUACACGUGAUGCCACUUUACACUGAUUGAAAUUUUGAAUCAACAAACGAAGUGAAGAAAAUUUAUUCUUUUGAAAUGUAUAUGGAAGAAAGUAUAGCAGAAAAAGCUGUCGAGCAAACAGGCUUUGGUAAGUUCAAUAUCAAGAUAACGGCUGUGUCUGCGCUUAUUUUCUUUAAUUGCGCUUUCUGUAUCACAAGUGUCGGCUUCGUCGUUCCCACUGCCGCCUGUGAUUUCAAAAUGACGACCAUCGAUAAAGGCCGCAUAAGUGCUGCUCCUAUGUUAGGUAUGGUGAUUGGCUCAAGUAUUUGGGGAUACUUGGCCGAUUUAAAGGGGCGUAGAAUUGCUCUUUUAAUAUCGUUAUUUAUGCAAUUAACAGUCGAUGCAUUGGCAUCCAUUGUUCCUAGUUAUUGGACCUUCGUAUUUCUUAAAUUUUUAAGCGGAAUUAGUGUAACUGGACAGCUAUCCAUUGUUUUUACGUAUCUUGGCGAAUUUCAACCGACGAAAUAUAGAAACCAAAUAUUAUCGUGGAUGGAACUUUCCUGGGCAAUUGGUGUUAUAAUACUUGCACUGAUUGCUUGGCUGAUAAUCCCACUGAGAUUCCAAUUCAAGCUGCACAUGUUGUCAUUUAGUUCAUGGAAUCUGUUUGUGUUAACGAAUUGUUUGCCGGCAUUGAUCGUUGCCCUUUGGAUGCUCAACCUCCCAGAAACACCUAAGUACCUAGCAGAGAAUGGCCGCCUUGAUGCUCUCAUGGAUGUACUCACGCGGAUGUACAUCGAAAAUACUGGCAACACUGCCGAGCAAUUUAAAAACGUACUGUCGACAUGUUCGAUACCAUCGAUUAGUGCCCUAGUAAACCAACUGGAUUCGACGGAAACAUUGAAAACUAUGUCGAUGACGAAUAAGGAGAGGCUGAAGAUAAUGCUAAAUAGUUCUAAAUCUCAAAUGAAAGCACUUACAAAGAAACCCUAUGCAAAAAGGCUCGGCGUUACCGGUUCCAUCAUGUUCUGCAUGACCUCAACGUACUACUCCCUCAUGACUUGGUUCCCCGAACUCUUCCAGCGCUUCGCCACCUUCGAGAAAAUCUUCCCUGGACAGUUCGCGAGCGUCUGUACUGUAUCUCAGCGACUCGCUAUAACUAAUAAUUCCAUUAGCUUUCAUCAUAAGCUUAAUCCUUUCGGAUGUGACAAUGAGAUCGAUACGAGUGUAUAUGUGAAUUCAAUAUGGCUAGGCGUAGCCUGUCUUCCCUGUGCGAUUCUCCUUCCGCUGACGGUUGAACGAUUUGGCUAUCGAAUAUAUAUGUUAUUCACAGCGACAAUUUCUUGUGUAGUAACUGUCGCCUUCUUUUUUGUCAAAACUUCAAUGGAAAACCUUAUACUUUCAUGCAUCUUUGAAGCAUUCACAUCUCUCAACAUAAGUGUUAUCUUCUGCCUACUCGUCGAACUUUUCCCCACGAAUCUUAGGGUAGUAGCCACGGCCAUCACUUUAUUUAUCGGCCGCAUUGGCUCACUCUUCGGUAAUAUGCUUUUCGGCUAUCUCAUCGAUGGUUACUGUAUGGUGUUGAUCAUUAUUAUGGCCGCUCAGUUAUUUUUUGCCGCAACAUUAUGUUGGGCAACACCAAGCAGAGACAAAAUGAGAAAAAUUCAAGGCCGCGUCAGCAUAGAAGUUCAAAAUAAAGCUUUCACAUCGUGACGGAUACCUAUUAAGAUCAGACUUAAACAUAUUCUAGACGUUGCAAUGUUCAAAAGCUCCAAAAAUAAAUUGUACUCAUUCAUAUUUAGGGCCAGUCAAGUAAACUCGAUAAAAGUUGAUUUUC